GAGGCCCCGCCCCCAGCAACGGUCGCAAGGUUAGGAAGCAACGGCUGCUCUGUCGCCUUCCUUCCGGCUCUUCCCUGGCAAGCCGCGCGCCUUUGCUUCGUGGUUCUUCAACCAAGAUGGAAGCUGUUUUAGAGCCCAGAGUGAAGAUGGAGGAGCCAAGUCCACCCAGCCCCGAAGGAGAAAGAGAGCCCAAUGAAACAUGGAGCAGAAGAAGUGUUGGAUUCUCGGAGAGAACUGGGCAGGAUGUUCUAUAUGAGAAGGAGUUCAACACAGACUUUCAGCACCAUCGCUUCUGCUUCCAGGAGGCCUUGGGGCCCCGGGAGGUCUGUAGCCGCCUCCACUCUCUCUGCCGCCUGUGGUUGAAGCCAGAGCGACACUCCAAGGCGGAGAUGCUGGACCUGGUGCUCCUGGAGCAGUUCCUGGCCGUCCUUCCUGCGGAGAUGGAGCGCUGGGUGAGGGAAUGUGGGGCAGAGACCAGUUCCCAGGCCGUGGCUUUGGCUGAAGGAUUCCUCCUGAGUCGGGCAGAAGAGGAGAAGGCGCAGCAGGAAGAGCGUCAGGAGAGAGAGGUCCCUCAGGCCCAGGAGGCCCCAUUGGAGACCAGCUUGCCUUUCAGGUGGAUUAAGGUGGAGGAUGAUACAGAAGAGUCUCCACUGGGAGUUGAGCUAAGGGUGCUAGGAAGAUGUGACAGCUCCACUCUUUCUGAAGCAGCAGAAGUGGCUCCCAUUCAACAAGAUCAGAUGAUGUUUGAGGAUGUGGCUGUACAUUUCACUGUGGAGGAGUGGGCCUUACUGGAUCUGAAUCAACAGGCUUUGCACUGGGAGGUCAUGGAAGAAAAUUAUAGGAUAGUGGCUUCUCUGGGUGGUGAUGAACAAGUGAGUGAAAAUGGGGGAGCUCCAAAUAAAAUAUGGCUGAAAAGAGCGAGAAGUAAAAGGGAAGAAGAAAGCCUGAGAAUGGAACCAGAAGGAUAUAACGGGAAGCAGUGCCCUGUCGACACCAGGGAAAUCACAAUCCAAGAGACAAUAGAUGAAAGUAGGGAGAUUGGAAACAGCCCUGUCUAUGAGAAUGGCUUCUUCCAGGAGGCAUCUAGUAUACACCCAGCAUACAAUGAAAAAUACCAAAUUGUGGACAAGCCAUAUACAUGCCUGGAGUGUGGAAAACGCUUUCAUAAAAAUAGAUAUCUCCAUAGACACCAAAAAACCCACACAGGAGAAAAGCCAUAUAAAUGCAUGGAGUGUGGAAAAUGCUUCUUUCAUAAAAAAGAUCUCAGCAGACACAAAAGAACCCACUCACAAGAGAAGCCAUAUAAAUGCCUAGAGUGUGGGAAAUGCUAUACCCAAAAAAGUGCCCUAAGUAGACACCAAUACACUCACAAGGAAGAGAAACCAUAUAAAUGUUUGAAGUGCGGAAAAAGCUUUGUUUCAAAUAUAAAUCUCAUUAGGCAUGAAAUGAAUCACAGAGGAGAAAAGCCAUAUAAAUGCCUGGAGUGUGGAAAAUGUUUCUUUCAAAAAGCACACCUCAAAGGCCACAAAAGAACCCACACAGGAGAGAAGCCACAUCGAUGCCUGGACUGUGGAAUAGGUUUUUGUGAUAAGAGCAAUCUUAUAAGACAUGAAAUGAAUCACAGAGGAGAGAAACCCUAUAAAUGUCUUGAAUGCGGGAAGAGUUUCUGUUGGGAAAAUGCCCUAAAGCUGCACCAAAACACCCACAUAGGAGAGAAGCCGUAUAAAUGCCUGGAGUGUGGAAAAUGCUUCCCACAAAAAAGAAUGCUCAACAAACACCAAAAAACCCACACAGGGGAGAAGCCAUAUCAAUGCCAGGAAUGUGGAAAAUGCUUCUUUGAGAAAGGAAACCUCAAACGCCACCAAAGAAUUCACACAGGAGAGAAGCCAUAUAAAUGCCUGGAGUGUGGAAUAGCGUUUUCUGAUAAGAGAAGUUUUAUUGGACAUGAAAUGAGUCACAGAGGAGAGAAACCCUACCAAUGCCUGGAGUGUGGGAAGAGUUAUAACUGUAAAUCUGUUCUCACAGCUCACCAAAACAGUCAUACAGGAGACUGUGGGAAGAGUUUUAGCUAUACUUCAGACCUCAGUCAUGUCCAGGAUAGUCAUAUAGAAAACGAAACCAAAAACAUGUGCGGAAUGAGAGAAGAGCUUCCAUUGGAGGUCAAGUCUCAAGACUCAAUAAUAAACCCAGAAGGGAAAGAAGUCAACAACCCUGGAAUCUGAUAAAGAGUUUGAACUGCACAUCAGUCCUCAAAUAUUACCUGAAUGUUUGUAACAAAGAGAAAGUAUACGUAUUCCUGCCUUUUGGAAAGAGUUGAGUUGCACAACAAGCUUCGUGAUGCACUAAAAAAAAAAAACCCAUAGGAAAAGAUGCCAUGGAAAUGCCUUGAGUGUGAUAAAGCCUUCCCUCAGAAGCAUGAAAUGAGUCACAGAGGAGAGAAGCCUCUAAAUGCUCAGAGGGUGGGAAGAGUUGUGUCCUCAAAUCAGGUCCCAAAACCCCCCAGGAGAAAAACAUGGACAUGCUAAGACGGUGGGAAAAGUUCGAUCUGUCAGGUAUUUCUUUAACCCAAAGCAGAGUUUCUCAUCUCAAACCAUCAAGCAGUAUUAAAGUACUUUCUAUAGUAAGGGCAAUACUUGCAAUAAACAACCGACUCAGGAGCUUCUUUUCACAGGAAGGCUUCAUCUUUUGUUGUAGAUAUUUACAACAUUCACAGCUCUCUCCAGAAUCAUCCAAUUCACCAUACAGUAUCACCCAACGCCAACUUGGAUGUCCUAGUCUUUUACACUAUAUCUCUAAACUGUUCUCGUUUGUCUGCAGCAUAAUAAUUUGGUCAGGUGAAAGAGAAAGUUCAUAAACACCUUGUUUCUGUAUUCCUUCAGCAUGUAAGACUUUAUUUAAGGAGAUUUCACAUUUGUUUCCUUCAAAAUGUGUAUUGCCAAAGCUUUGUUUUCUUAUGUUGAGAUACAUAAGCCUCCAAUGGCGUGGGCUAAAGCCUUAUGACUUGAAGAUUGGGUUGCUGACCUGAAGGCUCCCAGGUUCGAAUCCAACCAAGGAAAGUGCGGAUGAGCUCCCUCUCAGCUCCAGCUCAAUGCGGGGGACAGAGAAGCCUCCUACAAGAAUGGUAAAAACAAAGCAUCCGGGCGUCCCCUGGGCAACAUCCUUGCAGACGGCCAAUUCUCUCACACCAAAAGCGACUUGCAGUUUCUCAAGUUGCUCCUGACACAAAAAAAAGUUGAGAUACUGAGUAUGUUGCAUUCUAGGGUUAGUACAUAUAAGGCAUCUUCUGCUAUAUUCUUUAAAUUUUUAUUUGGUAAUUUACAGUUGAAAAUACAGUUUUCUGCUCCUGCUAUUUUGAUAGAUUCACCAUUAGCUACUUUGAUUCGUUCUCCAACAUUCUGAACUAUGUCUACAAAAUUCUCAGGUUUAGAACGGUGUUGGCUAUAUCCGUAAUCAAUAAUUGAUAUAGGGAGCAUACGACUCCCAUGUUGCGUCAGCUCCACUGGUUUCUAGUUCUCUACCGAGGACAAUUCAAAGUGCUUUGGCCUAUAAAGCCCUAAAUGGCCCCGGCUCUCUCUAUGAACCACCACAGAGAUUAAGAUCUUCCAGGGAGGCCUACUUUCGGUCCCACCACCAUCACAGGUGCGAGAGACAGGGCCUUCUCUGUGGUGGCCCCUCAGCUAUGGAACUCCCUCCCUGGUGAGUUUAGAUCAGCCCCCUCCCUCCUGUCCUUCAGAAAGAUGGUAAAAACUUGGCUGUGGGACCAGGCCUUUGGGACAGUGCAAUAAGGCAACAAUAGGAAACUCUACCCUGUAGACCUGGUUUUUAAACAAUUGAUUUUAAAGUGGAGAUCAUUGAUUUUAGUGUUUAUGUAUAUUUAUAGUUUAUGUUCCGGCAUUGAAUGUUUGCCGUACAUAUGUUGUGCUCCGCCCUGAGUCCCCUUUGGGGUGAGAAGGGUGGAAUAUAAAUGUUUUAAAUAAGUAAAUAAAUGUAUUCUUGUUGUCUUUCGUUUCAUCAAUUUUCAUGACUGCUGCUUUUGAAUAGAGAUUCCUCUGUGUUUGAUUCUUUUGAGAAUUUCCUGUAUUGGAAUUACUUUUGUGAUCCUGUCUCUCUGACUUCUGAUCAUUGAAGGGCAUACUAUUUCAUUUUGGUACUCUACAGUCUCUGGAAAUGUGUCCCUGAUGACUGCAAUUAAAGCAUUUCCUGUAUUCUUUGUUAACAUGUCUAUUCUUUAUCAUGUAAAUUGAGCUUGUUGGCUCUCUGCUUUCAAGAUUUGUAGAUCCCUUAAUAUCAGUAUAAUAGUCUCUUAAUCUUCCUAAAGCUUGCUCAAAACUUAGUUGUGGACUUGCUUCUAGCAGAAUGCGGAAACCUUCAAAAUAGUCAGCUAAAGUUAUUCUAAAAAUGCUCUGAGAGAAAUAAAGGCAUAUUAUGGCCUCA
Messenger RNA from Anolis carolinensis (green anole), 4434 nucleotides. RefSeq names its product zinc finger protein 25. The coding region runs from base 117 to 2222 and encodes 701 amino acids. The record is from RefSeq and is a predicted model, not a curated record. Gene Ontology annotation, biological process: regulation of DNA-templated transcription. NCBI's taxonomy places the organism in Eukaryota, Metazoa, Chordata, Lepidosauria, Squamata, Anolidae. The transcript has 5 exons.